Egretta garzetta (little egret) is the source of this 556-nucleotide messenger RNA. Its product is annotated as putative protein TPRXL. NCBI's taxonomy places the organism in Eukaryota, Metazoa, Chordata, Aves, Pelecaniformes, Ardeidae. The transcript has 2 exons. The record is from RefSeq and is a predicted model, not a curated record. The annotation marks the transcript as partial.
CCAUCAUCUCCAUCACCAACAUCACCAUCUUCAUCAUCCCCAUCAUCUUCAUCCCCAUCAUCAUCACCACCAUCGCCAUCAUCACCAUCUUCAUCAUCCCCAUCAUCUUCAUCCCCAUCAUCUUCAUCAUCCCCAUCAUCUUCAUCAUCCCCAUCAUCCCCAUCAUCUCCAUCCCCAUCAUCUCCAUCCCCAUCAUCUCCAUCCCCAACAUCUCCAUCUUCAUCCCCAUCAUCUUCAUCACCAUCAUCUUCAUCACCAUCAUCUUCACCACUAUCUUCAUCAUCACCAUCACCUUUUUCAUCACCCCCAUCACCAUCACCUUCACCACCAUCAUCGCCAUCUUCACUGUCUUCAUCACCAUCUUCAUCACCACCCUCAUCAUCCACCAUCAUCAUCACCAUCAUCUUCACCACCAUUACCUUCAUCACCAUCAUCACCAUCUCCAUCAUCACCAUCAUCUCCAUCACCUUCACCACCAUCAUCACCAUCUUCCCCGUCAUCUUCAUCACCAUCAUCAUCAUCCACCAUCAUCUUCACCACCAUCACCUUCAUCACC